This is a messenger RNA of Acanthocheilonema viteae, 1155 nucleotides long. Lineage: Eukaryota; Metazoa; Nematoda; Chromadorea; Rhabditida; Onchocercidae. The record is from the annotation of a GenBank genome assembly.
AUGCUGAGAGCAAGUGAACCAAGUGGGUUACCGUUAUCAAUUCAUCAUGUUGAAUUCUACGUUUCUAAUGCUUUACAGAGUUCCUACUGGUAUUGCAUCAAUUUUGGUUUUCAACAAUUUGCCAAGAAAGAAAAUACUCAAUGGAGCAGUAUAGCUAUUCGUAAUGGAGACAUUAUUUUUAUCUUUACGACAUGUAAAGGACAGAAUAAAGAUUUUGUGAAACANUUGGCUAUUCAUGGAGAUUCCGUUAGAAAUGUAUCAUUCCUGACUAGUGAUAUAAAUGCUAUAAUUAAGCGUGUGGUUGAAGAAGGUGGAUUUCUGGUUAAGCCAAUUGAAAUCGUUACUGAUGAUAAUGGUUUCAUAAAAACCGCUGUGAUUGGUUUGCCGGAAUGCGAUGUAGAUCAUACCCUGCUAGAUUUAAAAACGUAUCAAGGAUUCUUCUUGCCGAAAUAUAAACAAUAUGAUUAUAGCAGCGAUAUUCUGAAAUCAUUAGAAGAAAUAUCGAUCACUUCAGUAGAUCAUUUCGUAAUUAAUUAUCCUGUGAAUAUUAUGCAACGUGCUCUGCAUUAUUAUCAUCAAAUAUUUGAUUUUGAAAAAAUAUGGUUUGUUUAUAAAGCUAGGUCAGUUGAUAAAUCAAUAUUUGGUUCGAAUCAAUGUGCCAUGAAAAUCGUACUGAUAGGGAAUAAAUCCAAAACAAUACAAAUAGGCCUUGCUGAACCAAUUCCAAGAGCUGGAGGAAUGCGUGGUCAAAUACAAGAAUUUCUGGAUUACAAUAACGGUGCUGGUGUCCAACAUAUAGCAUUCUUGGUGGAUAAUAUUAUUCAAACAGCGGAACGAAUGAAAAACAGAGGUGUGAAAUUUAUUGCUAUUCCUGACGAAUAUUAUACCGACCUCGAAGCGCGUCUUGCUGCUUCUCCAGUGAAGCUGUUGGAAAAUUUUGAAAAAAUUAAAGAGCUCCGAAUUUUAAUCGAUUUUGAUGAUAAUGGAUAUUUGCUACAAAUGUUCACCCAGCCAGUUCAAGAUCGACCUACGCUUUUCUUCGAAGUGAUCCAACGAAAUAAUUUUUCCGGUUUUGGUGAUGGAAAUAUUAAAGCUUUGUUCAAUGCAGUAGAGAAAGAGCAAGAACGACGUGGAACUCUCCACCUCGGUUUAUAA